AGAAGUCUGUCGGCAAUCCAGAACAGAAGAGGAAGUAGGACGUUGUGAAGAUGGUGAUUUUCAGUGUUUACGUCGUGAAUAAGGCCGGGGGUUUAAUAUACCAGUAUGACAAUUACGUUCCGAGGGCCGAAGCUGAGAAAACAUUUAGCUACCCUUUUGAUUUAGUCUUGAAACACCAUGAUGAAAAGGUCGUCGUUUCAUUUGGACAGCGAGACGGGAUCAGAGGUAUCGGAACUGCUGUCACUCUGCAACUUUUGCCUACCAGUUAAAUAUGGGACUAUGUUGAUAUUUCAGUCUAUCAACGAAAUUCUGUUUGGUAACUGCUAGAGACCUGCAGCGUAAGAAAAAUCAGUAGUUUCUAAAGUUUGGUCACAACAAUCUAACAAUGCCUUACAGUUCUCAAGGCUUAAAGCAAACAGCAGGUUCUGAAUGGACACAUCAACUGGAUUUAGUGGUUCUGUUAACUGUUCUUGUGGGGUUGCUGAGUCUGCUCCUGACUGCAGUGUAUCAGCCUGCAAGAUUUAACCAGUGAUCAAUUUUCCAUCAAAAGUUGUCUUGUUCUGUGGUAGAUGAUGUAGACUCCUCAGUGUGCUCUUUAUUGAUCAUUAGGCUGCAUGAACUUUAAACCCCGGAUUGAUGUUUGAUUUAUGUUUUCUUUGCUGUUAUGUCUCUUUCCAGUGGGCCAUGCAUUGCUAUCCAUUAAUGGAGUUGAUGUGAUUGGCAAGAACACAGCUGAAGGAAAAGACAUCCUUGAAUACUUGAAGGACCCCGCAAAUUUUCCUGUGUCUAUUCGUUUUGGCAGAGCACGUCUGAGCUCCAACGAGAAAUUGAUGCUGGCAUCUAUGUUUCACUCGUAAGCUAUGAGAAUAUUAAAUUUGGCCUAUUUCUGGGUUGUUAAGCCUCGUACAAGCCUCAGUGUAAAAAAGGUUGACACAGGAACAAUUGCUUUAAAGGGAUUUUCCGGCGUAAAAUUAAUUUAGGGUCAAACACACCAUAACACUAAGUGAGACACCCCUUCGAGAGAUGAAUGUUGCUGACUGCUUGCUUCUGUAGUUAUACCAACUUAAGUAACGACCGCACGAUAGCAAUACACAGAAGCUUCAGGAGCCACACACAAACCUCAAUCAAAAAGCCACUCUAUAGCCACAAAUAAUGCUCAGAACAGCACCUACCUUUAUCAACAAUACAUAUAGGGUCCCAGCCAUAACACCAGCCACCAAAUAUCUUUUUAGCUCUGCCUAAUUUCUUUAGCAAAGAGACUAAGCACACUCUCUUCCAGCAGCUGCUUGUUUGUAGCGAGACCUCGGGCCAGUCCAUUACGGACUACAAUGGGGUGAUGCAGCUCAAGGAAGAACAUUUAUGAUCAUAACUUCAUGGAAAUGCAAUCAGACCAAGACACCAAGGCAGAAGAACCACCGCAUUUGCUGUGAAAAUGAUCAAUAUGAUGAUUAUUACGUCAUUGAAAUGAUAAAGUAAUGAUCAUAAAUGUUCUUCCUUGAGCUGCGUCACCCCGCUGCAGUCCGUAAUGGACUGGUCAAGGUCUCGCUACGAACAAGCGGCUGCUGGAAGAGAGGGUGAUUUGUGUUUGGACUCUUUGCUAAAGAAAUCUGGCAAAGUUAAAAAGAUGUUUGGUGGCUAGUGUUAUGGCUGGGACCCCAUAUGUACUGUUGAUGAAGUUAGGUGCUGUUCUGAGUAUUACUUGUAGCUAUAGAGUGGAGUUUUGGUUGAGCGUGUGGCUCUGUGUAUUGCUAUCGUUCAGUCAUUACUAAAGUUGGUAUCACUAGAGAAGUAAGCAGUCUGCAACAUUCAUCUCUUGAAGGGGUGUCUAACUCUGUGUUACGGUGUUUAACCCUAAAUUAAUUUUACACCGGAAUAUCCCUUUAAGAGUUGUUUCACUGCCUGUUUGCUGCCUCUGUUUACACACAGUAGACCAGAUAUAAAAAGAAACGUUUCUUGAUUUUAUACCAUGACUGUGCAUCUAUGCGUGUGCUAGAGUUUAAAUUGUGAAUAUACCAUCAAGACUCCCUGUGUAGCUAAGUUACUAGCGCUGCAAUACCACUAGAUGGUGCCUUAGCUUUUAUCUCUUAUUCUAUAUGAUCUUUAUUAAGAUACUAUUGUUCAUUACAUACAAAACACCAACACAAGAAUUUAGGAGUACAGGAAACAUUUAAUUAAAAAAAAAACAGACAUGAAUUUCACAUAAACUGCACAAAAAGACUAUCCACACAAAAAUAAUGUGAACAAAGAUGACGGCACAUAAAAUGAAUAUAAUACAAUGAAAACACAGAAACAUCACAAAAGAUAAAUCAUCAGUCUAUCAUAUCUGUAAUGUCCCUUAAGGGCCUUAUGCCCUACAACCAGGCUUUGUAAGGCUAAUCUUAUAAACAGCAUGUGUUGUACAAACUGGUAUCGGUCAUAGUGGAGUCCAGCUGUAAACAUCAAACUGCCUGUCCGUGUGUUUCUCCUCAGGUUGUUUGCGAUUGGUUCGCAGCUGUCACCAGAAGUUGGCAGUUCAGGGAUCGAGAUGCUAGAAACUGACAUGUUCAAAAUCCACUGCUUCCAGACUCUCACAGGUUCGUGGUGACUGAAUGUGUGUGUACUGGAAGGUGUUAAUUUUUCUGUUUAACAAAUAUAAGAGAAGUAAAAUAGUGGGAACAUCUUUCAAUAUUAAGCAUUCCAGUACACCGCCAACACCUACCACAACUUAAACAGAUUGUUUAAAGAGCAAGUAUCACCUUUCAUAUUGUUAAAAGAAUUUCUCUUGGAGCCAUUUUAUAGUGUUGCAUUUGAUUGGCAAAGUUGUCAGUGGUUGGUGUCUGAAUGUGAUUAAAGAAUUCAUUUUUUGUCAUCAUGAGUGAUCGUCUCAAAAAAGGAGAGAUGGUAAUAUUUUUUUCCAAAUGGCCCAUAAAAAAUGUCUGUUUUGUUAAGACAAACCUCUCAAGUCCAUUUAAUAAACAGGUUUCUUUCUUCUCUACAUGAUCCAAUCUUGAUUUUCCAGGGAUCAAGUUCAUUUUGCUGGCUGACCCUCGGCAAUCUGGCGUUGAUGUGCUGUUGAGGAAGAUUUAUGAAAUAUACUCGGAUUUUGCCCUCAAGAACCCCUUUUAUUCUCUGGAGAUGCCAAUAAGGUAAUCAAGAGCAUGUUUCAGCUAUUAUCCUAUCAUGUUUGUGUCUUAUUCUUAGUAUUUGGUUUAUUUCAGUAUUCUUCAAAUUAGAUCUGAUAUUCAACACCCACAAAUGUAGUUAUUCUUAUUCUCUAAACUUCAGUGUUUAUCGGAUUUUCAGGUGUGAACUCUUUGAUCAGAACCUCAAGAGUGCCCUUGAGAUUGCAGAGAAAGCUGGCAACUUUGGAGCAGGAUCUUGAGCAUCAGAAGACAGGACAUUUUCCAUUAUGUGAAAACACAAGCGGUUUUAUAGAUACGUGAGGGUUGGUGACGUGAAAUAUGUGAUUUUUUUUUCUUUUCAUUUGAAAGAUUAAUGAUUUACACCCUGUUCAAACAUUGUUUUGUAAAUGUAUGUAAAGAUUACAUUAAACUAUUAUGUAAAGGUUUUUUUUUUUUUUUUUUUUUUGUGGUGAGGGCUUCAUUCAUUUCGGGUUAUCAUAUGAUGUAACAUGAGUCUUCUGGUCAAUCAACACAAACUAUGACAAAAAAAAAGUAUUGUUUAUCCAAGUCUUUGUCCACACAUUUUACUUCAUCAAGACAAUGAGCUCUGUGUUACUCUUGCAAUCUUAAAUCAUGACUCAAUUUAUAAUCUUUUUGUAAACAUGACCAAUUAAUUGUGUGAUCUCAGUGUAAUGUUUAGUAGUCUUAAAAUCUUCUGUUGUGUGUUUGAUGUCAUGUUUUCACAUUGUAUAUAGAAAACACAAAUCAGAACUUGAUUUAGAAGAAAAGAUUUAACUUCUCAGAGCUUCUGUCAUGUUAACAUCUCUUACGACUGACCCAGAAAAUUCUUUGUCAUACAAUAUGAAAAAUAGGAAAAUAUGGAAAUACAUUGAUUACGUGAAGUAUAAAGUUUUCCUCUGGGGUAAGAGGAUGAGGUGUAGUGAUUGUUUAUUCUGCCUUUUUUGACACAUGACCCAUUUUUGUUUUGAUGUUGCGGAGCAAGAAAAAUCCAAGUGUGGCAGCCCCACAUGCUAUCUCUGCUACCCAGAAGGCCAUUUCCCAGCCAUGGUGCUUGGCGACCAUGCUGAAUGGCAGCCCAGAUAGGAAGCCUCCAACUGAGGACAUCACAGGAAGAUGGGGUUAUUCCAUAGAAUUGGUGAUAUCAAAAGUGUUAUUUUUGUAUAGCCUAAGGGUAUUGUAUAGUAUAGUAUAAUAUAUUAACUACAUAAAACCAAUUAAACAGUACUUUGUUAA
Messenger RNA from Xyrichtys novacula (pearly razorfish), 4355 nucleotides. Lineage: Eukaryota; Metazoa; Chordata; Actinopteri; Labriformes; Labridae. The record is from the annotation of a GenBank genome assembly.